Molecule: messenger RNA, 951 nt
Organism: Paracoccidioides brasiliensis Pb18
Product: mitochondrial DNA replication protein YHM2
Exons: 6
Coding region: 1-951 (316 amino acids)
Biological process (GO): mitochondrial citrate transmembrane transport; alpha-ketoglutarate transport
Cellular component (GO): mitochondrion
Molecular function (GO): tricarboxylate secondary active transmembrane transporter activity
Source: RefSeq, a predicted model, not a curated record
AUGGCCACUACCCAAGUCCCCCCCGCGGUGGGCUCAUCGAAACCACUCGAGAAAAAACCGGUCAAGUUUAGCAAUCUGCUGCUUGGCGCGGGUUUGAAUAUGUUUGAGGUCACGACGCUGGGACAGCCGCUGGAAGUGAUCAAGACGACCAUGGCCGCUAACAGAAACGAUUCGUUCGCUGGCGCCAUGCGUCGGAUUUGGGGUCGUGGCGGAGUACUUGGGUACUACCAAGGUCUCAUUCCCUGGGCCUGGAUUGAGGCGUCUACUAAAGGUGCUGUGCUCCUCUUCGUCGCGUCGGAAGCGGAAUACUACGCCAAAACCUUCGGUUCCAACGACUUCGUCGCUGGCAUUAGUGGAGGUAUGGCUGGUGGCAUCGCCCAGGCCUAUGCAACCAUGGGUUUCUGCACGUGCAUGAAAACCGUCGAAAUCACCAAGCAUAAGCUGGCUGCCUCGGGCAUGAAACCGCCCGGCACCUUCGCGACGUUUAUGGACAUUUAUCGCAAAGAGGGAAUUCGAGGGAUUAAUAAGGGUGUUAAUGCCGUUGCGAUUCGGCAGACGACGAAUUGGGGGUCUCGGUUUGGACUGUCUCGAUUGGCGGAGACGGCCAUUCGUCGUGUUACGGGUAAGGAGGAGAGUGAGAAGCUUAGUGGGGCGGAGAAGGUGCUUGCUUCGGGUCUUGGUGGUGGGUUGUCGGCGUGGAAUCAGCCGAUCGAGGUUAUCCGGGUUGAGAUGCAGAGUAAGACUGUUGAUCCGAACAGGCCUAAGAAUUUGACGGUGGGCAAGACGUUGAAGUAUAUCUAUGAAACCAAUGGGCUGAAGGGUUUGUAUCGUGGCGUUACUCCCCGUAUUGGCCUGGGGAUCUGGCAGACCAUUUGCAUGGUUGCGUUGGGUGAUAUGGCUAAGGAAACUGUCGAGAAAUUGACGGGCGACAAGAUCACCGCCAAACACUAG